AUGACAGGCAAUGGGAUGAAUUAUUCAAUACACAACUCUAUGGUAUACCCUCAACCAGCUCGGCAACAACAGCAAACAGCAAAUUUCUACGGUCGAGGCUAUCCCAGUUCGUUUCCUCAGCCAACAGUAUCGACUUAUGGUGCCUAUCCAAUGUAUUCAUCACCAUACAAUCACUACGAUCCGAUCAUUCCGUCAACUGUCGAAACACUUGCUGCUUUUGCUCAUCCCAAUGAAUCAUCGAUAGUCAAUAAUUCUCAGGCAGAUUUAACUUCGACAAAAUCUCUGCAGCUGUCGACACGCCGUGUAGGAAAAGAUAAUGUCUCUCGAAUGUAUUACUGUGAAGCAUGCCGUAUUGCAUGCGGUGGCUAUGCAACAUAUCAAGCGCAUUUAAAAGGAACGAAACAUAGGAAAAAGGAGCUUAGCACGCAGAAUCAACAAACAGGUGUGAAUAUUCUUCGCUGUGAAUUAUGUGAUAUAACAUGUACAAGUUCCGAUGCCUACAAAGCACACUUGGAAGGAAAUAAACAUGAAAAAGCGAUGAAAUUACAUCGUAAAUUAGGGAAGACGAUUCCGUCUGUUGAACCGCAAAUCUUAAAUUCCUCGCAGCCAACAAAUCCUUCCCAAUCAACUCUCAAUGGUUCUCAGAUAUCAUCAGCUCCUGAUCAACAGAUUACUCUGUCUCGCUUACUAGAAAAUAGUAAUAAACCAAUUGGUGAAGAAUACAUUGAAACAACAUGCGAUGCAAACAAUAAACCAGUCCUAUAUCAUUGUAAAUUAUGUGAAUGUACGUUCAAUGAUAUCAAAGGGAAGGAUGUACAUUUGAAAGGAAAACGUCAUCGACUUUCGUAUAAAAAGAAAGUCAAUCCAAAUUUUGUCGUGGAUAAUAACUCCAAUAAUAAAUUAUCUAGUACAAAGCAAAAAACUGCAAAUAGUAAUUCUAUUCUUUCAAAUACUCUCACUGUCGAUCAGUCGAAUAUGCAAAACGCGGCAAAUACGAUAAAUCAAGACGAACUUGAUGAUGAUACGAAAUAUUUGAUGCAAUUACAUAAACAAAUAGUCCCUUCGCCACAAUUACUUCAAACCAUUGAACAAUUCGUCAGCACUGUUGAAUCAGCUCUAAAAGCGUGUUCUGAGCAACUUCACAUCAUGCCAAGCGACGCAAGUCUUUCGAUAGCAGAGACAGCAACCAAUCAAUCUAUAUUGAUGGGUGUCUCUCGAAUCGGCGUGCUUGGCAAGAGUUUGAUCGUCAAUACCGAUCGUCUUUUUGAUAUUGUCGUCAUUUGCGCACAAUGGCCAACGAGAAAUCUUUUACAAACAGUUGCAACCGUCCUACUCGAUAACUGCGAUAAGAAAUGGAAAGAUCAGAUUCAAAUAGAUUACCAACCGAAUAUGGAAACAAUUGAAUUGCAUACGAUUUCAACAGAAAGAAUUUUAUAUCUCUCGAUUUCUUUCACUUCUUUAACUGUUCAACAAAAACCUUGUGAAGAUCAAUCGGAUGAAUUCUUAUCAAGAACCAACUGCUUAAAUGUCCUAUAUUCAUUGCAUUCGACACGCUGGUUUCAAAAUCAAGUCAGUGUUCGUCAACACGCAUCAGCAUUGAUUCGCUGUUUACGGUAUAAAUCAACAGCUACACCUCGAUGGCAGUCGUUGUCGUCCGAAGCUUUAGAGAUUCUCAUUUAUUCGAGUUUGUCUCAAUGUCCGUCAGCUAUCAAUGCCUUCCGUCGAGUUUUACAAUACCUUUCCGGUGGUCUCAUCUUAUCAAAUAACUGUACUUUGCAUGUGCCUUGGCAAACUGAUUCGAAUAAAGAUGUUUUCGAAGAUUUAACAAAUCUUCAACGGAAUGACAUCACUCAAGAAGCUCAACUCGGUUUACGUCUCCUUUCGUUCAACCAGCUGACAAAAUGGUUUGAGCCACCAUCCGGAAAACGAUCUUAUUCAGAAGUUGAUGAAUAUGAAAUUCCAACAAAGCGACAAUGUAUAAAUUCAUCGUAG
Molecule: messenger RNA, 1992 nt
Organism: Adineta ricciae
Lineage: Eukaryota; Metazoa; Rotifera; Eurotatoria; Adinetida; Adinetidae
Source: the annotation of a GenBank genome assembly